Messenger RNA from Populus trichocarpa (black cottonwood), 824 nucleotides. Its product is annotated as V-type proton ATPase subunit c''2. Gene Ontology annotation, biological process: proton transmembrane transport. Lineage: Eukaryota; Viridiplantae; Streptophyta; Magnoliopsida; Malpighiales; Salicaceae. Gene Ontology annotation, cellular component: proton-transporting V-type ATPase, V0 domain. The record is from RefSeq and is a predicted model, not a curated record. Gene Ontology annotation, molecular function: proton-transporting ATPase activity, rotational mechanism. The transcript has 4 exons. The coding region runs from base 74 to 598 and encodes 174 amino acids.
AGCUCUCUCCACACAGAUAAAAACCAAUCAGAUCGGAGAAGAAAGAACCCCCGCAGAUUAUCAAAUCACGAAAAUGUCAAGCUCAUGGUCACAUGCACUCGUUAGGAUCUCUCCUUACACUUUCUCCGCCGUAGGCAUCGCCAUCGCCAUCGGUGUCUCAGUCCUUGGCGCCGCCUGGGGGAUUUAUAUAACUGGGAGUAGUUUAAUUGGUGCUGCAGUCAAGGCUCCUCGCAUUACUUCUAAGAAUCUCAUCAGUGUAAUUUUUUGUGAGGCUGUUGCUAUCUAUGGCGUUAUUGUAGCAAUUAUUCUACAAACAAAGUUAGAGAGUGUUCCAGCAUCACAGAUUUAUGACCCCGAGUCUCUUAGAGCUGGAUAUGCAAUUUUUGCCUCUGGGAUUAUUGUGGGCUUUGCAAACCUCUUCUGCGGAUUGUGCGUGGGUAUAAUUGGAAGCAGCUGUGCUCUGUCUGAUGCCCAAAACUCAUCUCUUUUUGUGAAGAUUCUUGUGAUUGAGAUCUUUGGUAGUGCUCUGGGGUUGUUUGGAGUGAUUGUUGGAAUUAUUAUGUCAGCUCAAGCAACCUGGCCUGCAAGAUCAGUGUAAUUUGUUUUUCUUCUCGGAAUGCAAAAAAUCAGUUAUGAUGGGGCCCAAUAUAUGCUGUGUAUCGUAAAUGAACUUGGUAUUUUAUUAAUUCAAAGGUAGUAGGCUUGUAAAAACUUGAGUGGAAAUGUAAUGCUGUCUCUUCUAGUCUUAAGCUUUGUCCAUUUGAAAAUAAACUUUGGUGGAAGGCACAAAGCAUCAUUGCCAAUGGCAGGAUGGGCGUUUAAUA